Messenger RNA from Alternaria hordeiaustralica, 1491 nucleotides. RefSeq lists its product as uncharacterized. The transcript has a single exon. The record is from RefSeq and is a predicted model, not a curated record. The coding region runs from base 1 to 1491 and encodes 496 amino acids. Lineage: Eukaryota; Fungi; Ascomycota; Dothideomycetes; Pleosporales; Pleosporaceae.
AUGGGGCUUACCUUUUUGCCUCGCCCAUCGCCGUGCGGAUCUAGGAAGCGCAGUCGAGCGGUGGCGGAUAUCGAUGGCGAACAUUCUUGUGUGCAGAAGAAGAAGCGGCGCCUUCGAUUGUUCCUCAUCACUUCACGACUAUCGCCACAGUUUUCGCACCCAGCAACGAAUAUUGUGGAUCGAGGUAGCUCUAAGAUUGCAGUAUGGGCCAAGCAAAAGGCUCUUGGACGAAACUUGCUAAGAAAGGCUGCCAUCCUCAAUGGCAUACGCAGACGAUGCAUCGUGACCAAGGAGGCGCAGUACGGACGCGGUCGUGUGCCAGUUGAGCAGGAGAAAGAACAAGCACAACUUGAGUUGGCGAGGCUAGAGUUCAACCAUGGCAGUGUCGACACAUAUACGAGACCGGUACAUUCUCGGGAUCCCUCAGUACCGCCCAGUGCUGCUGUGAGGACUGGAGGACACUUUGUAGUCUCUGGGUCACCCUCCAGUUCUCCAGCGUCUUCGAGAAGCCCUUCGCCUACCUCGCCAUCCCCAACAUUAAGAAGUCCCUCCGACGAAGUUGCCGCGUUCCGCUCGCCAAACGAAGCAUGGUCUCACGCUGCAAGAGACCCGGCACCACGUCGAGACUACCUACCCCUACCGCCAUCUCCGCUUGGACUCUCAAACUAUGAUGCUCUCGACGUUGAAGAUAGUGGUGAUGCGUUCGACCCGUACGCUCAUCUUGACGACGAAGAUGAGCCGAUACCAAAUCCAUACGAGGAUGACGAUGAGGUGCCUUUCUCGCCUUCUGCCGUCACUUCUAGUUCAUCCACCACAGCAUCCACCAACACUACACAUGCCACGAGCAUGUUUUCCGAGUUCAACGUGUUGGGCCACGAGGAACCAGUUGUUGGCGACUACGACCAGGUAGAAGAAGGCGCAGACGCGAUAUGGCCAAGCGCGUCUACCUUCGAUAGCCCAGCACCCGCAUUCGCGUCGACGUCGCCGGACUUUCCCGCCCUAUUCGCAACAUCGCAGUCCGCAUCCAAGAGAACAGACUCAUUCGCCAUGUCGCCAAACUUCCGGCCAAUCUUACCAACGAAAUCAGUGUCACCGGAGAUGCUCGCCGUGAACACCGCGGCCGCUACUUCGCCAAACUUUAUACCUACAGCACGGACGAUGGCUUCUCCUAAUCUUGCCCCAACACUAGCGCCAAUGUCACCAAACUUCCCUCCUGUAUCGACAUCGCCCAAUUUCGCCUCGGCAUCUGCGACUAUACCUGCCUCGCCGAAUCUGAUGCCAUUGGCUGCUCCCGCUUCGCCGAACUUCCUGCCGGUAUCCAAGUCGCCAAAUUUCACUGCGCCCGAUACCUCGAUGACAGCGCAGAACCCGACGGCAUGGAACCAUUUGGACAAUCACCCGGACCGAGUAGAUCAGCCAGUUCGCACGAGUGACGUGGAAGAAGAACGCAGACGGCAGAGGAACUUGAUGUUUAUGCGGUUCGGAUCAUGA